AUGACGCCCGGGCUGCUCCCACUGCUGCUGCUGCUUCUGGCCGGACCCCCCGCGGCACAGCCCGCACCCCCGACCUGCUACUCCAGGAUGCUGACCCUGAGCCGGGAGGUCACGGGGGACGCCCAGCGCCUGCAGGCCAUGGAGCCCUCGGAGGCGUGUGUGAGGUACCUGCCCAGGCUAUACCUGGAUAUACACAACUACUGCGUGCUGGCCAAGCUGCGGGACUUUGUGGCUUCGCCCCAGUGCUGGAAAGUGGCCCAGGUGGAUGCCUUGAAGGACAAAGUGCGGAAACUGUACACCAUCAUGAACUCCUUCUGCAGGAGAGAUUUGGUGUUCCUCUCUGAUGACUGCGAUGCCUUGGAAUACCCAGUCCCAGUGACCACGGUCCUGCCAGGCCAUCAGAGAUAG
This is a messenger RNA of Lynx canadensis (Canada lynx), 408 nucleotides long. It is a transcript of the gene CYTL1, whose product is annotated as cytokine like 1. Gene Ontology annotation, biological process: positive regulation of transcription by RNA polymerase II. Bases 1 to 408 code for a protein of 135 amino acids. Lineage: Eukaryota; Metazoa; Chordata; Mammalia; Carnivora; Felidae. The transcript is spliced from 4 exons. The record is from RefSeq and is a predicted model, not a curated record.